AUGACUCGCGAUUUCAAGCCUGGAGACCUCAUCUUCGCCAAGAUGAAAGGUUAUCCCCAUUGGCCAGCUCGAGGAGAUGAAGCUCCUGAUGGAGCUGUAAAGCCACCCACAAACAAACUACCUAUAUUCUUUUUUGGAACUCAUGAGACUGCUUUUUUAGGACCAAAGGACAUAUUUCCUUACUCUGAAAAUAAGGAAAAGUACGGCAAGCCAAAUAAACGAAAAGGUUUUAAUGAAGGUUUAUGGGAGGCAGAUAACAAUCCGAAAGUUAAAUUUUCAAGUCAACAGGCCUCAACUAAACAAUCAAAUGUAUCAUCUGAUGUUGAAGCUGAAGAAAAAGAAACCAGUGUUUCAAAGGAGGAUACUGAUCAUGAAGAAAAAGCCAGUAACGAGGAUGUGAGUAAAGCAAUUGAUGUAACUACUACGAAGGCUGCCCGAAGAGGGAGAAAGAGAAAGGCAGAAAAACAAGUAGAAACGGAGGAGUCAGGGGUAGUGACAACAGCAACAGCAUCUGUUAAUCUAAAAGUGAGCCCAAAAAGAGGACGACCUGCAGCUACAGAAGUCAAGAUUCCAAAACCAAGAGGCAGACCCAAAAUGGUAAAACAACCUUGUCCUUCAGAGAGUGACAUGGUAACUGAAGAAGACAAAAGUAAGAAAAAGGGGCAAGAGGAGAAACAACCUAAAAAACAGCUUAAAAAGGAUGAAGAAGGCCAGAAGGAAGAAGAUAAGCCAAGAAAAGAGUCCGACAAAAAAGAGGGGAAGAAAGAAGUUGAAUCAAAAAGGAAAAAUUUAGCUAAAGCAGGGGUUACAACAACCUCUGAUUCAGAAGAAGAAGGAGAUGAUCAAAAAGGUGAAAAGAAGAGAAAAGGUGGAAGAAACUUUCAGGCUGCUCAUAGAAGGAAUAUGAUGAAAAGCCAACAUGAGAAAGAAGCAGCAGAUAGAAAACACAAACAAGAGGAACAAACGGAAACUGAGCACCAAACAACAUGUAAUCUACACAUUAAUCCAGUUACUGAAAAGAGAAUACAAGUGGAGCAAACAAGAGAUGAAGAUCUUGAGACAGACUCAUUGGACUGAAUUUUCCCCUUACCCCCCUUGAUGGAAGAAUGUUACAGAUUCUAAAUUGAGGACUUCAAUAUUAAUGGCAUUAUUACUGUGUUUUGAUUGUUAAAAAUUCCUGUAAGGUGCACUACAUAAAGGUCG
Molecule: messenger RNA, 1203 nt
Organism: Choloepus didactylus (southern two-toed sloth)
Lineage: Eukaryota; Metazoa; Chordata; Mammalia; Pilosa; Megalonychidae
Product: PC4 and SFRS1-interacting protein-like
Exons: 2
Coding region: 1-1077 (358 amino acids)
Biological process (GO): regulation of transcription by RNA polymerase II
Cellular component (GO): nucleus
Molecular function (GO): transcription coregulator activity; double-stranded DNA binding
Source: RefSeq, a predicted model, not a curated record